CGGUAAGAUGAAACGUGUUGCCUUGCAGUUUACACCAUACAGUUGGACAGACUUCAACUGGAAACCCACGUCUAGCCUUAUUAGAUGGUUUGCAACCUUAGGAAUUUUUGUAAUUUUUCUACUAGCUGAAUUAAACACAUUUUACCUGAAGUUUGUAUUGUGGAUACCUCCCGAACAUUAUCUUAAUCUAGGUCGUCUUGUCUUCAUUUUAUUCAUGGGUGCUGCUGCUCUACGAGAAACUUUCCAAUAUUUAGAUGAUCCAGAGCCGAACAAGUUUGGUAGACAGUCCUGGAUGAUGAUAGCAAUUGUCAUCACAGAAUUACUGGUUACUGUUAAGUUUGAUUAUGAAACCAUCACUAAACCACUUCCGAAAACAAUUGCUUAUUUCUGGAUUUUAGGAUUUCUUGGUCUUGUUGGGUAUACAGUAUGGAAGUUUUAUAUUAAGAGGGAUGUGAAAAAUGAUGUGGCCUUAAAACCAAAAACGAGGGUAAAGGAGGACACCAUCAGUGAAACAGAGCCAUAUAUCGUCCGCACCUCUAAUAUUAAUAACAAUGGUGUACAAAAACGCACAAAUACAAGAAAUGGAUCAGCUGAAAAUUAGUAGAUUUUAAGCAAUUUUAGUUUGUUUUUUAAAGUUUCAGUUUGUUUUUAAUGUAAAUGAUAUUGAAAAUGUUAGUCAAAACUGCUUCAUUCCAUUGUUAUAAGGUAUUUAUGGUAAAAUUUUGUUAUUAUCCAAUUUGUUACAUGUUUAAAUAGCUCUAAUUAGAGGAUGCUUUUUGAAGAAAUCUACUUAACGUAGUUUGUUUUAAUUAUGUAAAUUAAAACACAUAUUUUUGCUAUUGGUAUUUUUUUUAAAGAAACUUUUCUUAAAGUUUAAAGUCCUGAUAUAUACUUAUACCAAAUCAAAUACUUUUUUAUUAUUGUAGCCCUUUUAUAUAUAUUGAUAGACUUUAAAGUUGUAGCUAUUUACCAUUUUAAUUUUUGGAUAGUGGAGACGGAUAAUUAUCAGUCAUAAUUAUUAGAUUUCUUUUUAGUGUAUGUUCUAACAACAGUUUUUGUGCAUUCAACAGUCCGUCCAUCUGUAAACUCGCAAAUGUAAGCUCCUAUAUACAUAAUAUAUUAUAGUAAUAUGUUUUCUGCAAGGUCAUUGUCCAAAGGUCAAGGUCAAACUUGAGCUAAGGGUCAAAAGGCAUAUGAUUGGAAUAUAUUUGAAUAACUUAAUGUGAAAUUUAAUCUCAUCCUUUAAAGAACUUUAACUACAUGUAAAUAUUUUCUCAAGUCAAGGUCACUUGGUCACUUGCUAGGUUAGAAAGCAGACAAUAUACAAUUUUGUUAUAAUAAGAUUAAACAGUUAUUUAGUAUAGUUGAUAAUUAACUUAAAAGCAUGUUUUUUUUUCAUGUGUUCAGAGUGGGUAUAUUGUGUGGAAUGAAGCAGGUCAGAAAUCCACUAAGUGUUUGUCCCCUAUGGUUAUAGCUAUGAAACAAUUCCUAAAUAUUUCUCCAGUCAUAAUUCUAUGUGCUAUCAUUUAUAAUGAGAUAUGCAUAUAUACUUUGUUUUCUGUUAGUUGUUUUUAGGUAUAUGUAAAUUUCUAGUUUUACUUUUUAGAUAUAUAUAUAUUAAAGUUGUUAGUGUCUUUUUUAUGGACUUUGUUCACAGUAAUGAGUUUGUUUUCUGUCAUUGCUAUAAUGUAUGCAUUGUUUUUUCCCCUUAUUUUUCUCAGGUUUACUGUUAGAUGGAUUGUUAUAUUUGUGCGAUUUUAAGGAUGUCAUACCUCCAGAUUGGUAAUAUUAAAUUUGAAGAAUAAAAAUAUUAAAUUUGAAGUAUAAAAAAAGAUGUGCAUCAGUGAUUAAGGUCCUUGAUGUGAAAAUUAUUUAGUUAAAUCCUGAUGAAGAUUCGAUAGAACCGAUACCGGUAGAGAAAUAAAUGAAAACUAAACCAGCUCGGGUGUUGAUGUGUUGUACUUCCCAUUUUCUUCUUAUUUUGAUUACUUAAAUUUUGGUAUAGUUAUUGUAGAUGAGAUUCAUACCUUUGAGGUUACAUUCUGGACUAACAAGUACUAUAAAAAAUGUUAAGGUAAAUGCAGGCUGGCCUGGCUCUAUACUGGUGGCAAAGGCUUAUCACUUAUGAUUCCAGCAGGUUACGGGUUAGGUCAUGUGAAGAAGUAGUGCUGUUACCCAAAUAAGAGCUGAGAUCAAGGAUAUUGUGACAGUUUCCUAAUUAAACUUCCUAAUGGUUUGCCAUAAGUACUCAAUAAUGAUUCUUAAUUCUUUUAUAUGAAACUUUUAUUUAUUUAUUUUUUGAACACUAGACAUUAAAAUACAAACUAGUACUUUCUUAAAAGAACCAUAUUGUAUACAUGAAUUAAUUAAGUUAGUUUAUAAAUGUAGUACAUGCUAAGUUUAUACUAAUUUAUUUUAGUUUGAUUGUGUUUGAAGCUGUAAGCUUUUUGAAGCACUCUAAAAUCUGUUCCUGGAACCAACCAGUAAUAAGCAAUGAGUGUAAAGUUUCUUCCUCAAGAAACAAGGCUUGCCCCUUAUGGGAUUUGAACCCACACAGCCAUUAAUUAAUUAGUUAGGCAGAUGUGUGAAUUGUUGUUGUUUUUUUAUCUUCAGAAUUUAAAUAUUAGUUUGGAGGUAUGCUCUUUUUAAUGGGUUAACACUUACUGUUUGUUUCUUUAAUUGAUAUUUACUUAAAUCACUAAAAUGUUGUUCACUAGCUUGUUAAUUAUAACCAGUGGUUUUGCUUUUGUUUUCAUAUAAUAUGCACCUUUUUUGCUAUUGCUUCUUAAUUUCAAAUUUCAUGAGUUUGAAAAAUUAUUUUUUCAAGGUUGCAGAAAAAAGAGCUAACAGUAAUAUAGGGGUUAUUAGUUCUUUCAAGGCAUUUUAAAGAAAUGUCUUACGUUUCAUCAAAGGGUUGAAAAUAUUUCAUGUGGUUCAUUUCAACACCCUUUAAACCUGUAUUAUAAGUUUAAACUUUUGUUGUUUUCAAGAAACAGGCAGUUUUGUAUUUUAAAAUUCUUGACUUUCAAAUUUUUUAAAAUGUUUUGAAAAAUAUUGAAACAUACUCGGUCUGUUAGUUCCCAUUGAAUGACACUUUUGAUUAUCUAUCAGUACUGUGCACCAAUAGAUACAAUAUUAUGUACUCUUAAUUAGUUGAAAUUUAUAGCAAACCAUUAGGUCUAGAUAUGAUAUAUUUGUAAUUAAACACAUGUGAGUUACUGUUGUACAAUGGGAUAAAGUUAACUUGAAUGGUUACAAAAAAUGUGUUUAGCCAAAUCGAUCACAGUUUUGCCAACAAGUCAUUUUGACUGUCAUACAAUUAUUUGAGUGGGAUUUAUUUAAAUGAAAUUUAUUUUUGCUUGGGUUGGAGCAGGUAGGGGUGGGGGCUCAUUUUUAGAUUUUUUAGGAGGGUAAUUACAGAAUUUAAUAGAAAUAGAUUAGUUUUUAAGUGUUAUAUAGACAUUUUUUGUAUUAUAAAUUUACAGUUUCUAUGCAAUAUUUCUGUUGGCAUGUAGUUUUUUUUCUAAAUCCAGAUAUAUUCUUGCAUUUUUCCGUUUUCAGAUUUUAUAUACAUGUUCAACCAGACUUGAUUGAUAUUUAAGAUACAUGUAUUUGUUUUGUAAAAUCUAUUGCUAUAUACAAUGUAUUAUCUGAUAAUAUGUGAUAUAGUGCUAUUUGUAAACAUGAUCGUGCUAUGGACGACAUAAUGAAGAGAAAAUAGUUAAUGUAUUGUUUAUAAAAUAUUCAUUCUCCCACAUGGCUUGAAAUGUCAUAGAGGGAAUCUGGCAUUUAUCUUUCUCCAUAAAUAUGCUCAGUUAAAUUGAGCCACUAAAAUUUUUCAUUUUUUGUAACCUUACAUGUUUAAGGUUUCCAUGUUGAAUAUUAUAUAUAAUGAAUCAAAGUAUAAAUGUAAAUGAUUUAGAAAGUGGAAAAAUGGUGCAUAUUUUACAACAUUGGAGUGUUUAUAAGUUGUUUAUUCACAAGAGUGUCUUGGUGUUUUUUUUUAUGAAUAAAUUUUUUUAAAUGAUUUUGUAAUUACAUGUUAAUUGAAGCUUUACAACAUUUUUUUUUCAUAAAAUAUACCGUAAUUGUAAUCUAAGAAAAAUCUCAAGUGAUCACACAUGAUUGAGAUGUGGCCAAAUAUAAAAAUAGAUUCAUAAAGAAACAGAGUAAUAAAACAAAUUUUUACACUAUCAUGGGAAAAUAAUUUGUAGAAAUGUCCUUUUCCUGAUAUUAAGUAAUUCAGAUAUUAAGGAUGUUAUGAUUUAUGUUGUAUGAUUUAUUGUCAAAGUCCCUCCCUGCCUUGUAGAUUUUAUCAGAAAGUGUUUUGUUUUUUUUUGGGUACUUUUAAGGAGGUAUUUGAUGAUUGUAUUCUGCUCAAACUGCUGAAAUAUUGCGCAUUAGCAUUGUGAAAUUGUUCUGAUAAACCAGAAAUUUAAGAACAGUCUAAAAAUAGAGAAAAAAAAUCAACCAUUGGUCAAGUGUCAACCAAUCAAAUGCUUCAGUCUUAAACUGGUCACCAGUCUCGUAUUUUUAUAAUAAAUUUGAGGCAUAUUCCCAGUGUUUUAUUGACUUUUUUAUAAAAUCGCUAUCUGAUAGUAUAUUUGUGUACCACAAUUAAAUAUAGGGUUCCUAGAAAUAUUGGCUUUACCUCUUUUUCUAGUUUAUUUCCAUACAUCAGUGUUACGCUGAAUUUCAAACAAGCUCAUGGUUCACAUUAUUGAGUGGCCAAGCAUGCAUGAAAAAUUGUGAUAAAGAUCUUAUUUGGGAUUUUACUUAAGAUGGUUUGAUAUUAUUUAACAAUCUGCCUCGGACAUGACUUGUAACCUUAGUGCAAUAACAGGUUAACUCCUGUUAAAUUUAGAAGGACUUAACCAAUUUCUGCACUUAGAUGAGAAUCAUUCUCUUAGGACAAAUUUAGAACAUGUAUACAAAUGUGGUCCAUGUUAAGUAGAACUUGUUGCAUGAUAGGGCAAUGUGUACAUGUAUAAUAUAUGGUAAACAUUCUAGAACAACACAAAAUAGAACAUUUUGUCAUCUUAGUGCAGUAACAGGUUAACUCUUAUUAAAUUUUAUUUGGAGUUAACCUGUUACUGUUUAUUUGGAGUUAACCUGUUACUGUUUAUUUGGAGUUAACCUGUUACUGUUUAUUUGGAGUUAACCUGUUACUGCACUAAGUUAGGGAUUUACGAUAAAUUGGUGUAUUCUGUGAAAUUUCAAUGUAUUUUUGUUAUAAAUAUUAACAUACACUCCCUAAUUCAUACAUAUUUAAAGAAUAGGUAAAUCAAUGGUACAUUUAACAACAUUAAUCAUUUUCAUACACCAGUUUGCCAUUUACAAUGAUUAAAGUUAUUUCAUUCACACACGGAACAUAAAAAGGUAAUAUUUCAACAUUUUCACAAUCACUCAAUCCCAAUAGUCGGAGAUAAUACAGGGUAUUGGAAAUCAGUUGUAGUCAGUAAGUAGACGUGUUGCAUAAUAUGUUACAUUAUAAUGAUUUUAUAAUACUGCAAAAAUGCUUACUUUGAUAAAGAUGGAAACUAUAAUUGAUAAAAUUUAGUAUUUACACCAACCAUGUUUAUAGAUUAUAUAAAUGCCUUGAUUGUUAAAUGUUAAUUACUGUUAUAAAGAUUUAGAUUUAUGAAUUGAGAUACAUGGAUAAUGAUAUUGUGAAAUAGGAAGAAAAAUGUUUAAUUUUUCUCUCUCUUAAAUUGCAGCAGCUUUUGCAAUCAACUCCCUUCUGCACAAAUCUAAGUUUUUACACAUUACUAGAUGUAGUGGAGUUAUAAUAGAGGAAAAAUAUUAUCAUCUUAUAAUAUCAGAGACAUAGAUGUUAUCUAUGUCUCUGAUAAUAUGUAGGAAUUGAUAAUUUUUAUAAUGCUCCUUGUCAUUCAAUUUUUCUCAUUGUUUUUGUCCGUUUUAAAGCAAAAUAUUUGUGCGGUGUUUUGAUAUUAUGUCUAUUUAUCCAACAUUGUGAUGUUUCAUGUUUUCUAGGAAGGAAAAUUUAUAUUGUAUCCAAGCUAAGGCUUUAUUUUUAUAUACCAUGUUGCCUAAAUUUGAACUGUGAAACAUAUAUUUUUACAAUUUUUUGUUUUUCAGUCUGGUGCAAAAAGAAUGUAUUUUAUUCUUUUACUUCAUAUUGGUUACAAUUAUCUUGCACUAAGUCCUGAAUUUCUUUGCACAAAGCACUUGAUUACAUUGUUGUUAAUCCUAUAUACAUGUAUAUCUUUGCACCUAGUCCUUGAUUUGUACGUCCUUAAAUUUUUUGAACCAAGUUCUAGAUUUAGUUAAUCCAUGCCCUAGAUGUUUUGUAUCAAGUCAAAGUGGAACAUUUCUGUUAAGCUUUCUAUAAAUUGUUUUCUUAAAGUCUAUAUUGUUGCUGUUUACUCAAGAUUAAACCCUUAACCUGCUGGAACUUAAAGUCUAUAGCCUUUGUUGCCAGUAUAGAGCCAGACCUGUUUGCACAACCGUGCAGGCUUACUGGCUCUAUACAGUUGGUAUUUCAAGAUCAGUAUUAUGGUAUUGAAAUCCUUUUAUUUUGACAUAGACUGUUUCAAUUUCAAAGCAAGGCAAAUAAAUUAUACAAAUUCAGCAAGUUUAGUGUUAAAUUCUUGUGCUUCUAAGGGAACACAAGUACAUUUGUAUAUCAAGUAUUCAACAUAAAUCUGUGUUAAGUCUGUGAAACAGUGGUAGUGAUAAUUGAUGUCCCGAUAUAUUUUCAUCUUUCUUUUGUAUCUAGAAUACAGGUUUAUGUGUGCCACAAAAUUGCAGUUUUGUUAAAAAAAAAUCUAACUAUCAUGUAAAAUUUGACAGCGUAUGUCAUGUUAUGCUAGUUUUUGGAUUUUUUCACCAAACAUAUUCAGUUUAUUAAAUAAAUGAGUAAGCUAUGUGAAGAUGACUUAGACAUUUAAAGUCAUAUGGUGUCUACGGAUGUUUUUCAUUGUAACUUUGCUACAUUCAAUAGCCAAAAAUAAGUGGAACUAAUGAAAUUGAAAGUGUCUAGUUACCAAAAAAAAAAUCUGUAAAUUUUUUAUUUUUACUCAUUUUUGUUUGUACAUGUAUAUGAAAUGUAAAGACUUUUUGUAUACACAUAAUUUGCUAUCAAAAGUCAGUUUCUUUUAUUGCCAUAAUCUAGGUUGUAUCCCAUUAAAAUCAUAAAUUGUUCUUUUUGUUUAUUAAUAAAUAUACAUCAUUGUUGCAUUGAACGCUUGAAUUACAUUAUUCUUUUACAUGAUCAAUAGAAAAGAAUAUAAGAAACUGAAAUAUUUAAUUUCUGAUAGAAUACUAUACAAUGCUUGUUCUGAUAUUUAUUUCAACUAUUGUGUACAAGUGUGCUACUGUCUUUAUUUCUUAUUCCUGUUUUUAUAGCUUACAUGAUGACUAUCAUAUCAAAAGUAAAUUUUAUGCUUCUAUAUUUACAGUAAUAAAUCAUGUUUACAGGG
Ruditapes philippinarum (Manila clam) is the source of this 7442-nucleotide messenger RNA. RefSeq names its product phosphatidylserine synthase 2-like. The coding region runs from base 8 to 601 and encodes 197 amino acids. NCBI's taxonomy places the organism in Eukaryota, Metazoa, Mollusca, Bivalvia, Venerida, Veneridae. Gene Ontology annotation, biological process: phosphatidylserine biosynthetic process. Gene Ontology annotation, molecular function: L-serine-phosphatidylethanolamine phosphatidyltransferase activity. The transcript has 4 exons. The record is from RefSeq and is a predicted model, not a curated record.